UUGCUUUCAAAAUUAGGGAUGAAUGAAGCCAGUCCCAUGUCCACUCCAAUGAUAUUCUCUUUGCAACUUCUAUUUAUUGGCUCUAAAAGAAUAUUGAGGAAUCUCCAAGGCACUAAAGAUCCUAGUUUGAUCGGGCAUAAGUGCACAGAUAGCAGACUUUAUGGCUUCUCAGAUUCUGAUGGGAAGAAAACAACCAUUUUCAAGUCAUCCAUAGAGGCAGAGUUUCGUAGCUUGGUAACUUGUGAAGCAGAAAUAAUUUGGUCGCUACUCACCCCCAAUACCCUCACCCAACAAAAUGAAGAAAGAAAAGAGAAGGGGGACAACAAGAGAGCUGAGGGAAGAAAGGGAGAAGAAAAAGAAAGAGAGGAAGGGAGGGAUGUCCCACCAUCACUGUCGCCGCGUUGGAGCUCGCGAUCGAGCUGCCGCCAUGCGUCGCCAUCGUCAUCAAGAAGAGGGAGAGAAAGAGCCACCACCACCGCUACCCUUUACUGCCGUUGAGAAGCGUCACUGGUGCGCGAAAUUGAACUCCGCACAACUGAACUGGCAAGUGCACCGAGUCGUCCAAGUAAUACCUCAGGUGAGUGAGGGUCGAAUUCCAUGGAGAUUGUCGGAUUGAGCAAGCAAUGCCUAUCUUGUAAAUCUUAGUAAGACGAUUAGAAAAGAUGGUUAUUUGUUUGAAGGUAUAAACAAAAUAGUAAAGAAUGAAAUACCAGAUUAGUGUAAAAGCAAUGACAGAUAUUCAGUUAAGGCUUUGGAGAUGCAUAUUCUUGCCGAAUUAACUUUUCUUACUGUCUACUUCAAUAACGAAUGAUUCAUUCAAUGGUAGCUGUAAUUGACUAACUCAUAUAGCAUCCUCAUCAAGUUAGUCUCUUCUAAACCAUAGCAGUCCACCAUAUUUGAGCAACUUAUGUAGCAUCCUCAUCAAGUUAACUCAUGGCUUCCCACUAUAGCCGAAGGUGAAGCACUAAGCAAUCCACUCCCCUUCGCGAUCCUACUCAAAAUGCCAUAGACAAGGUCAAAUCUUCCAGAUCAGGGAACGCUGCUUCUCAGACUCUAGCCUUAACGCCACAGAGACCUUAGUAACCCACGGUCAACGAGACUUUCACAUAUCCAAAGGCACCCAUGCACGCUCUUGGAAUCUGCAGUGCACUCUCUAGCUGUGGUUCAAUGCUAUCCAGGUCAGGACUCACACGGAACCCAUGUAGAAUAAGGAUGAUUGUCACGGUUCAUCCUUAAUUCAUGAGAUGGAGACUAAAAAUGUACAAGAGAAUAGAAUCAAACGUGUAUUGAAAUAGAAACAGUAAUAUUAUUAAUCCAUGAGAAUCAGCAGAGCUCCUAACCCUAACUUAGGAGGUUUAGUAGCUCAUGCUUUACAGAAAAUAAUGGCAAAAUGUACGAAUGGACAAAGAUCCCUAACAGUGGUGAUUUUCAUUAUAUAUAGACUAACCUAAUAGCUAAGAAGUACAAAAAAUAUGAUUGACUAGACUAGGGGUGCAAAAAUCCAUCCUUGGGCCCACUUUGGUUGAGUACUUGGGUUGAGCUUGGCGUCUAACUUGAGAAAUGGGCAUUGAACGCCCAUUGAGGGUUGAUUGGCACUGCCUUAUGC
This is a messenger RNA of Arachis stenosperma, 1606 nucleotides long. RefSeq lists its product as uncharacterized. Lineage: Eukaryota; Viridiplantae; Streptophyta; Magnoliopsida; Fabales; Fabaceae. The record is from RefSeq and is a predicted model, not a curated record. The transcript has 4 exons. The coding region runs from base 19 to 498 and encodes 159 amino acids.